This is a messenger RNA of Phodopus roborovskii (desert hamster), 2511 nucleotides long. It is a transcript of the gene Primpol, whose product is annotated as primase and DNA directed polymerase. NCBI's taxonomy places the organism in Eukaryota, Metazoa, Chordata, Mammalia, Rodentia, Cricetidae. The coding region runs from base 344 to 1972 and encodes 542 amino acids. The record is from RefSeq and is a predicted model, not a curated record. Gene Ontology annotation, molecular function: DNA-directed DNA polymerase activity; chromatin binding. Gene Ontology annotation, cellular component: mitochondrial matrix; nucleus. Gene Ontology annotation, biological process: response to UV; mitochondrial DNA replication; error-prone translesion synthesis. The transcript has 15 exons.
GGGGUUUGAAGCUCCGUUUCCCGCCACCUGCGGCUUCCACAGGCUGCGGCCUCCGGCCGAGGUGCUUCACCUGAGGGAGCAGAAGGUGUUCUGGGCCUCCUGAGAGAGGAAGAACUCAGGAAAAGUAAAGCAGUGCUUUCAAUGAGGGAACAGCUGAAGAGGGCUUCCGAAGGAGUCAAGGAGCUCCCAGUGGACAUUGCCUUCCAUUUGGAGCUAUGUCAUUUGCUAAUGGGAUUGUGUCACUGCAAAGAUUUCUGCUAAAAUUGGAGACAAAGGCAUUGCCAUAGUAGGAAUUGACAGAAAAGCUUCUGAGGUUGGAUUUAUUCUCUCUACUUCUGAACCAAUGAUGAGGAAAUGGGAAGCAACCUUGAAGCAAAUAGAAGAUCGAGCAUCUCACUAUGAGAGGAAGCCAUUGUCCUCUGUGUAUAGACCAAGACUGUCCAAGCCAGAAGAACCACCCUCCGUUUGGAAGCUAUUUUAUCGUCAGAAUCAAGCUUUUGAUUUUGUUAAAAGCUGUAAAGAGAAUGUUCAUGUAUUUGCUUUGGAGUGCAAAGCAGGAGAUGGACAGCGUAUUUACCUUGUAACGUCCUAUGCUCAACUUUGGUUUUAUUAUAAGUCCCGAAAAACCCUCUUGCAUUGCUACGAAGUUAUUCCUGAGAAUGCUGUGUGCAAGCUUUAUUUUGAUUUGGAAUUUAACAAAUUGGCCAAUCCAGGAGCUGAUGGGAAAAAGAUGGUUGCAUUACUCAUAGAGCUUGUUUGUAAAGCACUUGAGGAGUUAUACAGUGUACACUGCUCAGCUGAGGAUGUUAUCAACUUGGAUUCCAGCACUGAAGAAAAAUUUAGUCGACAUCUAAUAUUUCAGCUCCAUGAUGUGGCGUUCAAAAAUAACAUUCAUGUUGGUAAUUUUGUGAGAAAAAUUUUGCAACCUGCUCUUCACUUAACUACCAAGGAAGAUGAUGAUAAGAUUCCAGAGGUAAUGGACCACGAAGCUUCCUGUUUUUCUGAUGUACCAUUAAAACAAGAGAUUUUGGAGGCCUGGGAGAAGCCAGGCUUGCCUGAGCAAUACAACCCUGAUCUUUCAUUUUUAGUUGUGAAGAAUAACAUAGGAGAAAAGUGUCUUUUUGUAGAUUUAGGUGUUUAUACAAGAAACAGAAACUUUCGACUGUAUCGAUCAUCAAAGAUAGGGAAAUGUGUGGCUUUGGAGGUUGCUGAAGAUAACAGAUUUAUGCCAAACCAGUCAAAAGAUAUUUCUAAGGAAAAUCAGUAUUUCCUGUCUUCCCUGGUGAGCAAUGUCAGAUUUUCAGACACUUUACGAAUUCUCACAUGUGACACAUCUCAAGCUAAAAGAAAGCGGGCAGAGUAUUUUAACAGCACAGGCACUUCAGUGGAGUCCCUUGAAGGGUCCCAGUGCUCACCGUACCCUGAAGUUGACCAAUUUGUUCUUUCUUUGGUGAAUAAACAUGGCAUUAAAGGAGGAAUUCGGCGUUGGAACUACUUUUUCCCAGAAGAAUUACUGGUUUAUGAUAUUUGUAAAUAUCGCUGGUGUGAAAACAUUGGAAGAGCCCACAAAAGUAAUAAUAUUAUGAUUCUGGUUGAUCUGAAGAAUGAAGUUUGGUAUCAAAAGUGCCAUGACCCUGUAUGUAAAGCACAAAACUUCAAAUCUAACUGUUUUCCAUUGCCUGCUGAAGUAAGUCUCCUGUUUCUUUUGAAAGAGGAGGAAUUCAUUUCUGAUGAAGCAGGAGAAACCAGCAACUCACUGACCAAGAAUUCUCAAAACCCAGCAUCCAGUAACCUGUUAGCAGGCGAGUUUUCUGAUGCUGGCUGGGAUGAUAAAGAUGAUUCCUGCUUUUUAGAAGCUACAGAAGAUGCGGAAUUGGCUGAUGCUGCAGACAGGAGCCUUCUUGGUUACAAGAGUGCAAUGGACGAUAUUCCUGAUGAACUAAUUAUAGAAGCAUUACAGAGUAGUAGCUAACUGUGGAUAGGACUUACAUAAUGAGGCUACAAUUUGCUUGCAGCCUGAGAUUUAUUACAUAAAUGUUAAAUUAGCGCUGGGGCUAUAUAGCCCAAGGGUAAAAUACCAUGUGCAAUGCCCUGCAUUUAAUCCUCAACACCAUAACAAACCAAAUUAUAUUAACUUAUUAUAAACCUUAUUUAUAGCAACUGUUUUUUAUCACUUAGUUUCUAAUAAUAAUUUGCUUCUUACCUGAGCCAAAAUUAUCGUGUAUGCACUAUCAUUAUUGUAGAUUAGAACUCUUACGUCUAGUGAUGACUAACAUCAUGUCAAUAGAUUUCAAUCAGAACUGCAACUGUCCAACCAUUUAUUUUAGAAGCCAUAGUUAAACUGGUGUUAUCUGGUUUCAAUGACAAAAUGGUAAUAAAUUCUGACGAGUAGGCCAUGCUCAUUUUCAGAAGGGGAGUUUGGUUGUCAAGAGUACGGACGGCUCCAGGGCAGAUGGCAGCAGGAGGCUAACUCAGCUUAUGGUCUUCUCAUUCCUGCUCAAGGAGCUUCCC